Coniosporium apollinis CBS 100218 is the source of this 636-nucleotide messenger RNA. RefSeq lists its product as uncharacterized. The record is from RefSeq and is a predicted model, not a curated record. The coding region runs from base 1 to 636 and encodes 211 amino acids. Gene Ontology annotation, molecular function: acyltransferase activity, transferring groups other than amino-acyl groups. Lineage: Eukaryota; Fungi; Ascomycota; Dothideomycetes. The transcript has a single exon.
AUGUCUCCAUCCAGGGUUUCGACUACACAAAGCCCGGACAUCCUCCGCCCAAUGAACCUGUAUGACGAGGCUGAAUUUGAGGAGCUUCUUAAGCAAAGAGUCAUCUGCGGCUGGAACAACCAACCCGCCAACAUCGUCCGAUGGCGCGAAAUGAUGGACUCAAAACAGAAGUCUCUGUUCUGGAUCGUUCUUCCCGAUACCAACACUCGGGUGGGCCAUAUCUCUCUAGACUGCGCAACGGACCCUCCAGACCUGGAGCUCGCAAAUCCAGACAAGUCCGUUCUGACAAUCUCUACUUUCUUCAUCCUCCCAGAGUACAGGUCGACAGGUCUCGGCCGAUUAGCCAUGGACGUGAUGGAGGAUUUGGCGACUAAGGAGCCUUACGGAUCACCGAACUGUAGGGCCAUCGCCGUACACACGCUAGACCGGAGGUAUACGGAGGGUGACUCGGAAGAGUGGCGGAAAUGGGCGAAAUUACGCCAAGGACAGCUGCCUCCGAAGGGUAGGAGCACCGAGGACUGGUACGCUCGGAGAGGUUACGUGAAGUGGAGAGAGGAGCCGAGAUAUCCGGAGAAGACUCUGGACGGGCAGGACAUCUUGUUGAAUGCUGUUUUCUUGCGGAAAAGGUUGCAGUGA